GGACUUGUUUGAGAUGAUUGAAAAAAUGCAGGGGAGUCGUCUGGAUGAACAAAGAUGUUCCCUUCCAGCUCCUCUCAAGACAGAAGAGGAGUAUAUUCCUUACCCCAGCAUCCAUGAGGUAUUACAGAAGGGAUGGCCAUAUCCUCUCAUUAUCCUACCACAGUUUGGGGGCUACUGGAUUGAAGGGACCAGCCACAACCUCUCCAGCCUGAGUCCGACUCUGUCUGAUGUACCCUUUUCCUGGAGUGGUAAAGUGAAGCUGGAAAGUGACCCUACAGCCAAGCUGUACCGUAAACAUUUUCUGGGAAAGGAGCACCAGAACUUUUACUCCAGUGACAUGUCUUUGGGCUACCUAGUACUUUCUGUGAAGUAUGAACAGAUCGAGAAACAGGAAAAUUUACGCCUAUUGCUKAGGACUCGUACUGGCACCAAACAUGAUCUAAUUCCCAUUUCCUGUCUGAAUGAGUUUCCCAAUGCUGUUCAGAUGGCAAAGCUACUGUGUGAGGAUGUGAAUGUUGAACGCUUCUUUCCUGUUCUCUAUCCCAAGGCUUCGCAGCUUAUUGUUGCAUUUGAUGAACAUGUCAUAAGCAAUAACUUCAAAUUUGGUGUCAUCUACCAGAAACCUGGGCAGACAACUGAAGAAGAAGUCUUCAGUAACACAGUAGAGAGUCAGGGUUUCCUGGAGUUCCUGGAUUUCCUCGGUGACAAGAUUCAACUGCAGGAUUUUCGUGGGUUCCGGGGAGGAUUGGAUGUUACCAGAGGUCAAACAGGCACCGAGUCAGUCUACACAAAUUUCCGGGGGAAGGAGAUCAUGUUUCAUGUGUCCACAAAGCUGCCCUUCACAGAGGGAGAUUCCCAGCAGCUUCAGCGGAAGCGUCACAUUGGGAAUGACAUUGUAGCCAUCAUUUUCCAGGAUGAAAGCACACCCUUUGUCCCUGAUAUGAUUGCUUCGAAUUUCCUACAUGCUUAUGUGGUAGUUCAGCUCACUCAUAGCGCCUCUGGGGACACUCUCUACAAGGUUUCAGUCACAGCCCGCGACGAUGUCCCCUUCUUUGGACCUCCUCUGCCAAAUCCAGCCAUAUUUAAAAAGAGUGCAGAGUUUCGUGAAUUCCUUCUGGUCAAACUCAUCAAUGCUGAGUAUAGCUGCUAUCGAGCUGAGAAGUUUGCUAAAUUAGAGGAAAGAACACGGAGUGCCCUCUUGGAGAGCCUUUUUGAGGAGCUGCAGCUUCGCAGCCGCAGCAUGAUGGGAUUACCUGUAGGGGAGGAUGACAAGAUAGAGAAUGGCAGUGGGGGCUUUCUCGAAAAUUUCAAGCGGGUGAUCAGAGGCCGCAGCCAGAGCCUGGAUACCAUGGGGAUAUCCAUGAGAAAGCAGCAGCCAGCCACCCUGCCCAGCCGCCCAGCUACAGCUGGCCUUGCCCUCAGCCAGAGUGUCGCCGAGGGCCCUAAGGCCAUUGCUGCGUCUUUUGCCUUGCCUGGUAGGAGCCCAUCACGUACUCGAGCCAGCCGCUUCCAUGGGCGACGGAGUAGUGCCAUUGGCAUUGAAAACAUACAGGAGGAAAAGAGCAGAGAUGCUGCAGAGAGAAUACAGAGGGUGUUGGACAGUCCAGGAACUUUCUUUGACCUGAAGUCUGAUGGAUCAUCCAGUCCCAGCUCUCCAGAGUUCCCCAGCAGGAAGAGCAAACACAUCUGAGUGGGGACAUCAAGCCAAUCAGGAGUGGACCGGAUGCUACUCAGUCACUGGGUACUUCACUGAAGAUACUGGCAAGCCUUUUGGGGUGAAAUCAGAGUCCUGGCUAAGAGGAGCAUGAACGUACUUAUAGAGGACCUCAAGGACUGUGGAGAGACCGAGUGGCACCAAGUAACGCUCCACUGGCAGUUCCUGGAGCAGGAAUUCUGUGAGAGGGAGAUGGACAGAUAGCUCCUGUUGGAGCAUUUUGGCUCUAUGCCCUUCUCAUUGCCCCAUCAGCAGCCACUGAACCAACCUCUAUUAGUGAUGGGGAGUGGAGGCCACCUUGAGUACAACUCCUUCUCUUCCCUUCCUCUCCCCUCAGAUGAGUGAGAAUUGUUUGGCUUGCAGAAGGCAAGAGCAGAAGAAUACAAUUCCACCUUUUUCUCUAGUGCCUUGACACAGGUCAAGAAAUGCAAUGCAGAGAACGAGGAUGGAGAGACCUGCUGAGGAAGGGUGCUGAGAAGGAGAUGGGUUGUGGAGAUCUAGAUCCCAGUUCACUUAGAUUCAUGUUAUUGAUUUGCUCUGCUAAGGGAGAAGCAUGUUGGCCUUCAUUUCCUCCAGAAUAUAUUUCCUAAUCUCUUGAGGAAAUAUCUUUGGCCUAUAUUGGCCCUGUCUUUACUGUUCUCCCUGUUGCAUGCUGGCAUGUAAUAUGCCUGGGACUUUAGGUUUCAUUACUGCUUGUAGGUCAAGACUGGCCACAUUUUGCAGUAUUUCUGAAGGAAUAAAUAUAUUUAGUAUGUUAAAGGUGUCUUAUCUUUCUUGCCUCUCUUAACUUUUUUUUUGUUCCUUAACAUUCUUAAGCACUUAAUCUUUCUCUUCCUAGCUGGUCUCUUAUGCAGACAGUGAAUAUUUCACCAUAAAUUUGAGGCUUACUUGCACAGUGCACCUUCUACCAUGUGAGCAUGUCAGCCUCAUGGACUGCUGUAUCUCCUGGAUGACUGCGAGCAAUGGAACCUAAAUUCUCAGUUGUGAAGAGCUGACCUUAAGGGUAUUUUUUGAUAGAUCUGAAGCAUGCACCAUGGUACCUCAGUGUGUGUUCCAUUUGAGAGAGUGGUAGUAAAGUAGUCCAAUACAGUUUGCUUUGAAUGUCCCAUUUGAAUGGCCUUCUGGGAACUAAAUUUUAGUGGGACAGACCUACAAGAAGCCAUACUAUUGGCAACUGGGCACAUGGAAAAUCACCAGGAUGGGAAUCCUGACCUAGGUGUGUUCCUGUCUGUAAGCAGGCGGAAAGCUCUGACAUGCCUGUGCAAGAGCUUGACUUUUGAUCCUAAAUAGUUUGCCACUGAGACAUCCUGCAAUAAUGCAGAUCUCAGUAAUAUGUUUCUACCUCUCCAUUGCUUCCUUAAAGUUUCAUAGUUAACUGUUCUGUAAUGCUGGUUAAUGUUUGUAUGCUUUCCUGCCUCCYCCUGUUACGCCUGUCCAGAAAAACAGCGUUAACAAUUUAUAAGCUCUAUGACAUGAAAAGUGUGCUUUUUAUAGUCCCUUUGUUCUGUCUGGAAUUUCACAUAAGCCUGAGAGUGGCUGUGGAAAUGUGUGUCCUAGACUGGGUUGCACCUGCCCUUUAUACUCAGUUUAACAGCUUUUCAUACUUUAUUUAGGCUCCUGAAAUCUCUGAUCUCCAAAAUAAGGCGUCUGUUGAUUUUAAGGAGUGUCUAGAUGUAUUUAGUACAUAAAUGCAGGUGGUUGACUCCACUUGAUUACACUAAGGUCUGUGACUUAAAAUUUAAUUUAGACUUGUCCUUCCAUACAGUUAUCCAGAAUGGAGACAGAGAAGUGGUGUUUCUCCUAAAUGAUGUAGCAACUAGAAAUUAAGGUAUGCAUGCCAGUUCACCUGAAUUCUGUUCCUAGGUGGAAAAACUACCUGUGGAUGAAUAGUUUAUUUUUACAGUUUCUGACGGCUGUAUAAUAAAGCUGUGCCUCAAAAAGCUAAGCCUGUGUAUAACAAUAAGCUUGAUGAUGUUGAAUGCUUGCAU
Molecule: messenger RNA, 3702 nt
Organism: Malurus melanocephalus (red-backed fairy wren)
Lineage: Eukaryota; Metazoa; Chordata; Aves; Passeriformes; Maluridae
Product: rap1 GTPase-activating protein 1-like
Biological process (GO): activation of GTPase activity; regulation of small GTPase mediated signal transduction
Cellular component (GO): cytoplasm
Molecular function (GO): GTPase activator activity
Source: RefSeq, a predicted model, not a curated record